AGAAGAGGAAGAAGGAAAUAAAAAAUGACUAUCGUUAGAUUCGAUGAGCCGUCGGUGUCUACAUCUAGGCCGGUUUAAAUGCAUGAACAAACCAAACAAUGUGAUGUCUUGUAGGCAAAGGGAAAGGGAGUGAAAAACCAACCGAAUCUCGGCGCAUUCACUAUUCUGCUCUGCGUCUAUGAUAACAACAGAUGGACUCGUUGCUCCUGUGGGCCACUGCCGGAGUCGACAGUGCAUUUGUUGGGGAGGGAACGACUGGGCAAAGGCGGAAGACGGCGCAUCAGCAGUCAGAUUGGAAGCUAACUGGUUGUUGCAAGAUGCUUGUAAGCGACAGUUCUCUACACGGGAUUUAAGGAUAAGUCAACUUUGACGUUUGAACUCCUGAAGUAACCUGCAUGGAUCGACAAGGGCUGAACUAAAAUUUUGAUUAAAAAAGAAAUAUAUAUAUUUAUAUAUUCAACACAAGCACAGAUAAGACACAAUGGCGAGCAGAAGAAAAUCAACAACGCCUUGCAUGUUCCCCCCCGUUGAAAUGGUGGAUUCAGACCCUGACAUGGAGGUCGUUACAGAGGGAGAUGAACAGACUGACGAGGGGGCAGCUAACUGUCCUGUGGAAAACUCAACUGAAAGCAACCCGAGUGAGGAAGACACACAGGCCAUGGACCACUUCAUUAAAACUAUGGACUCGAGUACAGCAGAAGGAGGUUAUGAGUGCAAGUACUGCAGCUUUCAGACAUCACAGCUCAAUAUGUUUACCUUGCAUGUGGACACUGAGCACCCAAAUAUAGUUCUAAACUCAUCUUAUGUGUGUGUUGAGUGUGACUUUCACACCAAGAGGUAUGAUGCAUUGUUGGAGCAUAAUGCACGCCACCAUCCUGGAGAAGACAAUUUCAGCAGGACCAUGGUGAAGAGCAACAAUCAAACCAUCUUUGAGCAGAGAGUCAAUGACUUGACCUUUGAUGGCAGUUUUGUUGAGGAGGAUGAGGACACAUCCUGUAAGGGUAUUGCCCUAAGCAAGACACCAAUCAUGAAGCUCAAGAGUAGGGCUGAGGCCAAGAAGUUUACAGGGUCACACAAAAUGGCAGAUAACAGUGUCAUUAAAGUGGAGAGUGAUGAGGAAGAAGAGAGAGAGGAGGUGCCCCCCCCUCCUGUCACCCCCACUGUAGUGGCUGUGUCAACCCCUCUGACCAUUCAACCUAUUCAGCAAAGCAUAAUGGUCAACAGCCCAAAUGUGCUCCAAAUAAAGACCACCAACUCCACCACAAUGCUCCCUCCAGGGACAUUGGCUCAAGUUCUGUCUGCCUUGCAGAAUCAGCAGACCUCCCAGACCCAGCUCCUCAUCCCGGUCAGUAGUAUCCCCACAUACAAUGGGGCCAUGGACAAUAAUGUCCUUCUGGUCAGUGCCUAUAAUAGGUUCCCUUACCCAUCUGUGUCAGAGAUCAUGGGUCUAGCAGUACAAACCAAGUUCACAGAGGAGCAGAUAAAGGUGUGGUUCUCUGCCCAGCGGCUGAAGCACGGUGUGAGCUGGACCCCAGAGGAGGUGGAGGAGGCCAGGAGGAAGAAAUUCAAUGGCUCAGUGCAGGCCGUGUCACAGACCAUCACUGUCAUCCCAGCCAAUUUUGCUACGGCAGCCAAUGGCCUGCAGUCAAUCUUUCAGACUUGUCAGAUUGUAGGGCAACCAGGGAUGGUUUUGACUCAGGUAGGGGGUGGCAACACUGUCCCUGUGGCCUCACCCAUCACGUUAGCUGUUGCUGGGGUCCCCAACCCCAGAACCAGUGUCAGUAAGGUGCCAGAACCCUCCACCUCUGAGACCGCUUCUCCACUCAGUACCGAUUCCCUGGGAGCGCGACCCAAAAAAUCCAAGGAGCAGCUAGCAGAGCUGAAGGCCAGUUACCUAAGGAGACAGUUUGCCACUGAGGCAGAGAUCUCUCAGCUGAUGAAGGUCACUAACCUCACCAAAAGAGCAAUAAAGAAGUGGUUCAGUGACACACGUUACAACCAACGCAACUCAAAGGACCACCACGGAGUUGCCUUAAAUGACAUUUCAGUCAACACCAACAGUAACGACACCAGCAGCAGCACAGCCAUUGUGAUCGACUCCAGCGACGAAGCCAGUGAAUCCUCUCUCACAACCCAAGGGCCCAUCUAUGAUCCACGAAUCAAGUUCCGCCACGCCUUUCCUGACUUCACACCUCAGAAGUUCAAGGAAAAGACUCCGGAGCAGCUUCUGCUUUUGGAGGCCAGCUACCAGAAGUCUGACACGCCAGGCGAUGAGGAGCUAAGUAGGUUGAGGAUGGAGACUAAACUGACCAGGCGAGAGGUGGACGCCUGGUUCUCUGAGAGGAGAAAAAUGCCACUGGACUCUGAUGGCACAGAGGAGCUAGAGAGUGAAAUGGUCAAAGUGCCUUCCUCUGGGCAAGAAGCUCGGACGCCAUCCAGCGGCCGGAAGAUUAUGAAGAAAACCCCAGAGCAGCUCCACGUCCUGAAAAGCGCCUUUGUUCGUACCCAGUGGCCCUCUGCUGAAGAGUACGACAAGAUGGCCAAGGAGAGCGGGUUACCCAGAACCUACAUUGUCAACUGGUUUGGAGACACCCGUUAUGCCUCCAAGAACAGUAACCUGAAGUGGUACUACUUGUAUCAGAGUGGAAAGGUUAACGAGGCAAUGAACGGAGGUGAACUUAAGAAGAAGCCACGGAAACGCUUUCGUGGUUGGUCCAGGAGAACGAGGCGGCCAUACCCCUGCAAACAAACACCCCCUACCAUCAAAGUAAAGACGGGUAAAGACAUUUUAAAGGAGCACUACCUCAAGCAUAAGGUCUUAAAUGAGAAAGAUUUGGAUGAACUGGUGGCCAAGUCCAGUAUGAGCUAUGAGCAGGUGCGGGACUGGUUUGCGGAGAUCAGCAGGAGGGAAGAGAAGGGCCUUGACCCUUUCAGUGAGGGUAAAGAGGAGACACACGGUGACCGUGAGGGAGAGAUGGAAGUGAAAGAGAAAGGGGAUGAUGAAGAAAACGACAUUGACAACAAAGAUGAUGAAAAUAACAAUGAUGAAGAUGAAACGAAUGACAAUGAAACCACGGAAGAGCCUCUAUGUUUCAAGCAAUCACAGUCAGAACCAGAAGAUCAGUGAUUUAAAAGGUCCAGAAUUCUCAUUGGUUGCCUACAGAAGAGAAGAGAUGGAAAACACAGGUGAAAUGUACCAAGUGUUUUGGUGUUAAACUGCGUGGACCAACCAGGCACAAAGAAGCGAGAAGACGUAUGAUGCCAAAUAAUUUUAGCAAGGGAUUAUAUACUGAACAAAAAUAUAAACGCAACAUGUAAAGUGUUGGUCCCAUGUUUCAUGAGCGGAAAUAAAAUAUCCCUGAAAUUUUCCAUAUGCACAAAUCAUCAAAUCAAAUGUUUAUAAAGCCCUUUUUAAAUCAGCAGAUGUUACAAAGUGCUUAUACAGAAACCCAGCCUAAAACUCCAAACAGUAAGCAAUGCAGAUGUAGAAGCAUGGUGGCUAGGAAAAACUCCCUAGAAAGGCAGGAACCUAGGAAGAAACCUAGAGAGGAACCAGGCUCUGAGGGGUGGCCAGUCCUCUUCUGGCUGUGCCCAAUGGAGAUUACAUUUAAGUCUCUUAUCCAGAGCGAUUAUAAGAGUACAUGGCCAUUAAGGCCAGAUCGUUCAAAAAUAUGUUCAAAUGUUCAUAGAUGACCAGCAGGGUCAAAUAAUAAUCACAGUGGUUGUAGAGGGUGCAACAAGUCUGCACCUCAGGAGUAAAUGUCAGUUGGCUUUUCAUGGCUCGUUCAGAGGUCGCGACAGCAGGUGAGGGAGAGGAUCGAAACAGCAGGUCCGGGACAAGGUAGCAUGUCCGGUGAACAGGUCAGAGUUCCAUAACCAGGGUUGAAACUGGAUCAGCAACACGACCAGGUGGACUGUGGACAGCCAGGAGUCAUCAGGCCAGGUAGUCCUGAGGCAUGGUCCUAGGGCUCAGGUCCUCAGAGAGCGAGAGAUGGGAGCAUACUUAAGUUCACACAGGACACCAGAUAAGACGGGAAUUUUACCAGAUACGAAAUAGUGACCCUAGCCCCCCCCCCCCCCCACUGGGCCUCCCCGGACAGGGCCAACCAGCCAGGAUAUAACCCCACCCACUUUGCCAAAGCACAGCCUCACAACAAUAGAGAGUUAAAUAGACAACCAACUUACUGCCCUGAGACAUUUCUGAGUAUAGUGCACAAAGAUCUCUUUCACCGCACAAGCCCGAGAGGGCGCAAAACUGGCUUACUUCUCUCAAAUUUUGUGCAAAUUUAUUGACAUCCCUGUUAGUGACCAUUUCUCCUUUGCCAAGAUAAUCCAUCAUCUGAUAGGUGUGGCAUAUCAAGAAGCUGAUUAAACAGCAUGGUCAUUACACAGGUGCACCUUGUGCUGGGGGAAAAUAAAAGGGCACUAAAAUGUGCAGUUUUGUCACACAACACAAUGCCACAGAUGUCUCAAAUGUUGAGGGAGCAUGCAAUUGACAUGCUGAUUGCAAGAAUGUCCACCAGAGCUGUUGGCUGAUAAUUGAAUGUUCAUUUCUCGACCAUAAGCCACCUCGUUUUAGAGAAUUUGGCAGUACGUUCAAUCGGCCUCACAACCACAGACCGCGUGUAACCACGCCAGCCCAGCACCUCCACAUCUGGCUUCUUCACCUGCACGAUCGUCUGAGACCAGCCACCCAGACAGUUGAUGGAAACUGAGCAGUAUUUCUGUCUGUAAUAAAACCCUUUUCCCUUGUGGGGAAAAGUACUUCUGAUUGGCUGGGCUUGGCUCCCCACUGGCUGGGCCUAUGCCCUCGCAGGCCUACCCAUGGCUGCCCAGUCAUGUGAAAUCCAUAGAUUAGGACCUAAUGAAUUUAUUUCAAUUGACUGAUUUCCUUAAAUGUACUGUAACUCAGUAAAAACAUUGAAAUUGUUGCCUGUUGGGUUUAUAUUUUUGUUCAGUGUGUGUGUGUGUAUAUAUAUAUAUAUAUAUGUAUAUAUAUAUAUCUUACAUUACCUUAAUUGAAAAUACUAUUUGGUUUUCUGGGAUAUUUUAGUAAUAUUGUACCUUGCUAUCUUAACUAAAUCCAAGACAUUUCGAUUUGGUAAAUCCUUAUUUUUUUCUUGUAGGUUAUGUAAUAACUUUUAAAAUCGUAAUAACGUUUUUAAAUCGUGAAAUUGUGUCCAGGUUGAAGGGAAUUUCAAAAUGUUUUUUCUUUGAUGUACUGACAACGUUUUUAAAAAAAAAAUCUCACAGUUUUGUGAAUAUGACUUAAAUCAGUGCCAUCUGUUUUUGGAUUAUGUUUUAAAUGGAAUCAGUGGUUCUACAAAACUGUUUUUAUAUGUGUUCAAAUAAUUUGUUGGUCUUAAAUGACAAAAUAUGGAGUAAUCCAGGUUAAUAUUCUGCUCAGUUUUUGGGGUGGGUUUCUUUGUAUGUUGGUUUUCCAAAUGAAAAAGGCAUGUGUGCUGUCAUUCAGGAUUUAGUAAACAUUACCUCAGUCUUUUAA
Molecule: messenger RNA, 5503 nt
Organism: Oncorhynchus nerka (sockeye salmon)
Lineage: Eukaryota; Metazoa; Chordata; Actinopteri; Salmoniformes; Salmonidae
Product: zinc fingers and homeoboxes protein 1-like
Exons: 3
Coding region: 482-3127 (881 amino acids)
Biological process (GO): regulation of transcription by RNA polymerase II
Cellular component (GO): nucleus
Molecular function (GO): DNA-binding transcription factor activity, RNA polymerase II-specific; DNA binding
Source: RefSeq, a predicted model, not a curated record